GAUGACUCGCCAGAGGAGCCGGUCCAGUCAGAAGAUGAGGAGAUGGCAUGGGCCAUCAACAUGGUGAUGGAGGUGCAGGACAGUGCACUUGACGAAGAAGAGAUCUUCUACGAUUGCCACAAUGGAGAUGAGGAAGAGCCGCCAAGUACUUCAUCAUUGGAGGAGACAGAGUACUACCAGAUGGGUCAUCCAGGACAGCAACGAUCAGUGCAGAUGGUCGAUGCACAAGGAGAGGCCAUUAAAAGUGCUGGAAACCGCAGGUUGAGGCUCCAAGCUCACACGCGGAAUGGAGACGUGGUGGAAUUCGUGGAGCAGUUUGCAUUGGGAGUUGGAGUGACACAUCCAUUGCUAAGCUUUGGCCGACUCCUGAGACAAGGAUGGGUGCUGUCGCGUGAUCAACAAGGUCUAUGCUUGGAGCACCCUGAGAAGAAGAUGCAAAUCCCAGCCAGACUCGAAAGGAACUCUCUGGUCAUGGAUGUGAAGGUCUGUGCAAUUCGAGCUGAAGAAGAUAUGGAUGAAGAGCAGAAGAAGGAGAUUGAGGCCAUGGCGGCAAAUGACAGAGCCCAAGGCGAAGAAAGAAAAGAGGAGAAGAAGAUUCCCGAGGAGGCAGAAGCAGAUCGAGGAGUGAAGAGAAGUGCAGAGGAGCAGGCAGAAGCAGAGAAGGCAGCCAAGGAAGAAGAAGAGACCUUGGCACUGAUGAAAGAGCUCUCCGCACAGGUGGUGACUGAUGAUGACGUUCAGGUGGAAGAGAAUCCCAUGAAGAAAUCGCGGCUGAAGGAGAAUGAGGAAACUCCACAACGAUCACCUGGCUACACCACCGAAGAGUCAGGAGGAGAGAUCAUGGUCGAAGGAAGCAGCAGCGAAGAUGGAAAAGUGCAAGAGAAGCUGGCUCGAUGGGAGAAAUGGAGGUUGAAGAGUGUCGAGGUCAAGAGUGAGCCAAUGGAGCUAACAGAUAGCCCAAUGGAGGAGUUGACAGAGGCCGGACAACAUGUGUUCCCUGUUCGGGGAGAAGGGCACUCACUACAUGGCUUCAUUUCAAGAGAGCUAGGCCUGCUGGAGAAAGUGCCGGGAUGGCACGCUUUGCCGAAUGGGAUAGUGGUGCACUCGAGUCUGCAGGCAACCCAUUUCCUUGACCCCAGCAUGUCCUUUGGCCCUGAAUGGUGUGGACGUAUGACUCUUGUAAAGAAGAAGGACAAUUCAGGUGCUUGGGAGCAGAUUGAAAGCUUAGCGGCAUACAAGGACUCGCCACUGCCUUUUCGAGCCCUACCGGCAGGACCAAGGUCAGCUUUGACGUUCGUGGCUCCAGGACUGAUUCGGGACUACUUCGUGAUGAACUCGGAAGUCCCGGUGAGCCAAUACCCACUGUUGAGUGGAGAACCAUCUUCUUGGCCCGAUGACGAGAGAGAUGAGGAAGGAGGAGAGUUUCCCAUGCUUGCAGCAGGCAGCGGAGGACGAGCAGAGGUCCUGGAAGACAUGGAGUUCGUGGACCCUGACGAGCUGAGAGUGCAGAUCGAUGAAACAUGGUUUGACAAGGAAACAAAGCUCAAAGAUUUACAAGAAAUCUGCAAGCAGCUCGGAUUGGCCACAUCAGGAUCCAAGACUAAAGUCCUGAGGAGGUUGCAACGGUACAAGCAUCAGCAGGAGGAGAAGAUGGCAUAUGAAGUUGCACAAAGAUUGUUCGCUGAAAGCAGGAGAGAAGCCAUUCCUCUGAAGACACCAAAGUUGCCCUCUCGACAUGAACAAGAACUGCACCAGUUGACACAUCUCCCUUUUCAGCCGUGGUGUCAGCAGUGUGUUGCAACAAGAUCAAAAGAGGACCCACGAAUGAAGGAAGAACGAAGUGACAGGAAGGAUAGAGGUCGACCGGUGAUCAGCUUUGACUAUGGGUUCACCUACACGGCCGACGCACCAGAAGAGAAGCAGUGGGGCACAGCCUUGUACGUGGCUGAAUCAGAGUCCAAAGCCACGCUAU
Molecule: messenger RNA, 1972 nt
Organism: Durusdinium trenchii
Lineage: Eukaryota; Dinophyceae; Suessiales; Symbiodiniaceae
Source: the annotation of a GenBank genome assembly